This is a messenger RNA of Oryzias melastigma (Indian medaka), 3034 nucleotides long. RefSeq names its product protein phosphatase 1, regulatory subunit 12C (gene ppp1r12c). The transcript is spliced from 20 exons. Gene Ontology annotation, cellular component: cytoplasm. Lineage: Eukaryota; Metazoa; Chordata; Actinopteri; Beloniformes; Adrianichthyidae. The record is from RefSeq and is a predicted model, not a curated record. Gene Ontology annotation, molecular function: phosphatase regulator activity; protein kinase binding; enzyme inhibitor activity. The coding region runs from base 180 to 2234 and encodes 684 amino acids. Gene Ontology annotation, biological process: signal transduction.
ACGGCGUCUGGAUGCGCGCUCGCGACUGGCGCUCGCGACACUAGCUUCCUCCAGCAGCACAGCGGGAGAGAGACAGUCAGAACGAGAACCAGGAAGUGAAAGCACACGCAUGGAGGGUGUGUCUGCCUCCGCCACCGUAUGUCUUAUUUCUUAGAACUCCGUCCUCCGCGGUCUGACUAAUGGGGGACUUGGCGAAGACCCGGCGGCGGGAGCAGCUGAAGCGCUGGGCCGGCUCGAGCACCGACAAAUCGUCGGAUGUUCCCAGGAGGAGGUGGCGGGGAGAUGCCGUGGACGGAACAAGGGAGCCCGAGGCCGUGCCUCCAGAGUCUGGGGUCAGAGAUGAAUGCAGCCCCAUCCUCAGACGAAGGAAACGGGUGAGGUUUGACAGGGCUGCCGAGUUCCUGGCAACAUGCGCAAGUGGGGACACGGAGGAGGCCAAAAUGAUGCUGGAGGAGGCCAAGGAGAUGGUGCACGAGGACGGCGUGGCAGACCUCAUAAACUGCUCCAACGCCGACGGCAUCACUGCUCUUCAUCAGGCCUGCAUCGACGGCAGCUUGGAAAUCGUGACGUUCCUCUUGGAGCAUGGGGCCAAAGUGAACCAGGUUGACAGCGAAGGAUGGACGGCGUUGCACGCCGCUUCCUCCUGCGGCCACCCCGACAUAGCAGAAUACCUUUUACAGAACGGAGCAUGUCUUUCUGCUGUGAACUGUGACGGCGAGGUUCCUCUGGACCUGGCGAUUGAUGAAACCACUGAGUCGCUCCUUCAGGAUUACAGCCAGAAGAUGGGUGUGGACUUGGAGGCAGCUAAGCGCCUGGAGGAGGAGCAGAUCAUGAAAGACGCGCGGGUCUGGCUGGCUGAGGGCCCCCCUGACAACGUUCAUCAUCCGAGAACGGGGGCCACCCCGCUGCACGUGGCGGCCGCCAAAGGCUACAUAGAAGCUCUAAAGAUCCUGUGUCAGUGCGGUCUGGACGUGUCGGCUACGGACCACGACGGCUGGACGCCUCUCCACGCCGCAGCUCACUGGGGUCAGGAGGAGGCGUGCCGCAUCCUGGCUGAACAGCUUUGCAACAUGCAGGCUCGCAGCAACGCGGGUCUGACACCAUUUGAAGUCGCAGAUGAAAGUGUGGAGGGGCUCCUGGAGGAGUUGUCACAGAAACAAGACAACUGGCGGAAUGAGCAGUCUAAACUGGACCGGCAGAACCAACAAGGUCCUCCUGCACAAGGCAAGAGGAGGAGGAGUUCUGUGUGCAGGAUGAGCAGCAGAGACAAGCUGAACGUGCAGGACCAGUCCAAAGAGAGGGGCGUCUCGGGGAGCCUGAGCGAGGAGAAGGAGAGCAGCCCGGAGAGCUCCACUGUUUCCAGUCCAGACUCGGAGAGCGUGACCACAGCCAGUCCUGCCGAGAAGACCUCGGAGGAGAAAGAGGAGGAGAAGGAGCAGGACAAGGCGAGCCGCACCGCCAGAGUCCAGCCCACUCCUCAGGCGAGGGACGCCGCAGCCGAGUCGCCCAACGCUGACAAGAAACAGCAGCAACCCAAACAGUUCCAGGCUCCAGUUAGAGAUGAAGAGUCCGAGUCUCAGAGGAAAGCUCGCUCCCGACUGAUGCGGCAGUCUCGCCGCUCCACUCAGGGUGUGACGCUAACGGAUCUGAAGGAGGCAGAGAAGAACGUGGGUAAAGCUGUGGACUCCCCACCUCGCAACGUCCAAUCUGUGAGCCCCAUCGUCACCAUCACGCCCGCCGAAAGAGACACCGACCCAGUGAAGCUGGUGGAGACGGACAGCAACAAGCGCCUGGGAGAGAAGGACAAGAGGCGAGCGAGGAGGGAGAGGCGCUCCACCGGGAUCGUCCGGCUGGAAGAAAUUGACGACGGUCAGCUGCAGGAGGAAAACAGCACUUCUGAGGUGAACCAACUGGAAGAUUUGUCUGCAGACUAUAAAAAGCUGUACAUCAACACGCUGCAGGAGAACUACACGCUGAAGGAAAAGCUGCAGGAGGUGGAGCUGCUGCUCAGCCAGAACAAAGUGGAGUUGGAGCGGCUCCGACAGAGUCAGGAAAGCGGCGCAGACAGGCCUGCUGUGCUGGAGCUGGAGAGAUUCGAGAAGUUGGCCCUCCAGAGGAAAGCAAUGGAAAUGGAGGAUGAGCUGAAGGUGCUGUCAGACAUCAGAGCAGACAACCAGAGGCUAAAGGACGAGAACGCCGCGCUUAUUCGAGUCAUCAGCAAACUCUCAAGAUGAGCCUGGAUAAUCCUUGAGAUUAAAAGUAUUACAGGAUGGAUCUGUUAGUGGAUCGAUGUGCAGAUUUCAGGGUCACUGACUUUGGGCUUUAGAUGUUUUGGCAGGUCUACUGUACACCAAGCUGAAAUGUACCUCUAGAGGACCGGCAGGACCUUCCUGUUCACAUUCAAUUUUAUAUUAAGUUUUUAUUGUAUUUUUUAACUGGAAUAUUUUAAUGGGCUUUGCUUCCGUGAUUCUUUGUAUCAACAUGUAUGAAGAGACGGGAAGCCGUGCACAGUGAGGGCUCACAGUAAUGUCCGCUUUCUUUUUUUGAAUGGUUGGAGGAAAAGCAGGGAAAAACCAUUUAGACGUGUGGGUGAACACACAGGAAACAACUCCAAUGUGCCAAAAGUAAAGAAAAAUACCAUUUUGCACAUUUUUUUGAUAAACUCCAAGUGGUCAGUGUUGUAGAUGUGCAGCGGGGCCUGCAGCUGUUGAAUUUUGGGUGCCAACCAUAGAUCGGGUGCCACUUGUGCUCAGAGUAGAUUUUAAAAAAUUGUUACGAAUGCGACCCCUUAGUAGUGUGUGUGUUAGUUUUUCACGUUGCCCUGUGGACUGGAUGAAAGCAGAAACUUCUGACCAAAGUAUUCCCCCCGUGAGUGCCGAUGUUUAUCCGGCAGGCCUGUAAAUGUUUACUUCAUUGUGAGAAAGAAAAUGCAUGUCGACUUACAUUUUUGUGCCUUUUGGAAACUUGUAAUAUUUCUAUUUUGCUUUUUGGCGAUGUACUGUUGUGUAUGAAAUACAAACUUGGGUAAAAGUGA